AAAACCUCCCGGGGGUAUCACAGUACCACGUCUGCAGAGGGAAGAAGAGAGGGGGUCAGGAUAGGCUGACGAGAGUCCAGCAGGCAGAGGACAGGAGGAGACAGAGAGCUUUUUAAUUUGUGUGGAAACAAAAGCCUGCUGCAACAUCUGGAGCAAAGCGCAGGCUGAACUCGGACAGCCCCGCAAGCCCCCUCUUUACUUCCUGCCUUCAGGAACGACAGCGAAGUUGAUAACCGUGAGCAAAGCAAAACAGAAAAGAAAAACAGGGAAAGAAUGCACAGACCGGAGAUUUAUCAGUUGAAAUAACGCGAGUUUGAAGUUGCAGAGAGGCGCGUUUUUAAUUUUUACUGUUACUAUUUUUCAGUUCGUCUCGCCAAGUCGUUGUUUUCUUCUUUCUAUCCGCAGACGAUGUUUUGACAAAAAAAAAAAGAGAGAAAAGAAAAGAAAAACAGGGGAAAGAUUGUGCAGACGUGUACAGGGACAUCUGCCAAAGUUAGGUAUCUGUUUCUUUCUUCUUUUUUUUUUUGUGGGUGAAGCAAUGAUGCCCGAGGUGAGAUCGGUGGUCCGGCUGCUGCUGGUGGCAGUGGUCUGGGAACUGAGAGCGCAUGGAGCGACGCAGCGGCAGAUCAACCCGGAGUCAUGGCUGCAGCAGUAUGGCUACCUUCCCCCAGGAGAUCUGAGGACCCACUCUCUUCGCUCCCCUCAAUCCGUCUCCUCAGCCAUCGCCACAAUGCAGAGGUUCUACGGCCUCACAGUAACCGGUGCCAUCGACGAGAAAACGAUUGCGGCCAUGACGCGACCGCGCUGUGGGGUGCCAGAUAAGUUUGGAGCUGAGCUGAAGAGCAACUUGAGGAGGAAGCGCUACGCCAUCCAGAACCUGAAGUGGCAGAAGAACCGCAUCACUUUUUCCAUCCAGAACUACACCCCGAAGGCGGGCGAGUACGAGACCUACGAGGCCAUCAGGAAGGCCUUCAAGGUGUGGGAGAGCGUCACCCCGCUCCGCUUCCAGGAAAUCCCCUACAGCCACAUACGGGACAAAGUUGAGGAGUUUGCCGACAUAAUGCUCUACUUUGCGGAGGGUUUCCACGGCGACAGCAGUCCUUUCGACGGCGAGGGGGGCUUCCUGGCCCACGCCUACUUUCCUGGCAACGGCAUCGGAGGAGACACUCACUUUGAUGCAGCCGAGCCGUGGACGACUGGAAACCAGGAUCUGUACGGGAAUGACGUCUUCCUCGUGGCGGUGCACGAACUGGGCCAUGCUCUGGGUCUUGAGCACUCCAACGACCCGUCGGCCAUCAUGGCUCCGUUCUACCAGUGGAUGGACACGGACAACUUCCAGCUUCCUGAUGAUGACCGCAGGGGCAUACAGCAACUUUACGGGUCUGGAUCAGGUCCGCCACCCCCUCCCUUCACACCGCACCCACCUGACCACGACCCUCAGCCCACCUACUCGCCGGACAGACCUCACUAUGGUCCCGACAUCUGCGAUGGACACUUUGACACCAUCGGGAUCUUUAGAGGAGAAAUGUUUGUCUUCAAGGACAAAUGGUUCUGGCGAGUACGCAACAGCCGCGUGUUGGAUGGAUACCCCAUGCCCAUUGGUCACUUUUGGAGAGGAUUACCCACUCAAGUGAAUUCUGCUUUUGAAAAUGAGGAGGGGAAAUUUGUUUUCUUCAAAGGGGACAAGUAUUGGGUGUUUAGCGAAUCUAUUCUUGACUCUGGUUACCCCAAGUAUCUGAAGGAAAUGGGCUCUGGACUUCCCAAGGAUCGGAUAGAUGCUGCUCUCUUCUACACCCCCAACGGACAGACAUUUUUCUUCCGAGCUAACAAGUAUUACCGUUUCAAUGAAGACUCAAGAAGAGUUGAAGACGGUUACCCCAAAUCUAUCGAUAUGUGGCAGGGCGUUCCAGAGAACAUCAAGGCAGCCUUUAUGAGUAAAGAUCAAGCGUAUACCUACUUCUACAAAGCCAACAAGUACUGGAAAUAUGACAAUCAGAGGAUGCGCGUUGAGCCUGGAUACCCCAAAUCAGCGCUCCGUGACUGGAUGGGCUGCCCCAACGAGGAUUCCAAGACAGACAGUGGGAGAGGCGGCGGCGGCCACGAUAAAGACAAAGAGAAGGAAAGGGAAAAGGAAAAGGAAAAGGGACGAGAGGAUAAGGACAGAACUAGAGCUAAAGACAGGGAAACGGAGAAUGAGACAGAGACAGAGGAAGAGGUGGAUGUGACCAUUAUCGAGACGAACCAGGGGAACGGAGCAGUGGCUGUGGUGUUGCCACUGUUCCUACUGGUCUGUGUGAUUGCCACAUUGGCAGCCUUGGUGUUUUUCCGUAUGUACGGCACUCCACGCCGAAUCCUGUACUUCCAAAGAUCUCUACUAGACAAGGUGUAGGUGGGGGAAGAGCAGAAGGAGCUAGGGAAGAGGGGAAUAGGACAAAAUGGGAGCAAAAGUUCAACAGAUAGCCAAUCGGGAGAGAAAGAGCCGAAGGAAUAGUGCGAGACUUUUAUUUUCAAAUAAUCCUACCACUGCCUACUUCAUCCAUCUCUUAUCUCUUAACCACUGUGUUUUCCUCUCCUUUUCUCUCCUUCCCGCCCUCCUGUGGUAACUGACGCCAGCUUGUUGCUGUUUGUUUUAGCCAUUUUCAAUGUCUUGUAGUUGUUGCCAAUGGUAUGGUGUGUGUUCUCGUGAAUUUCCAGUUUGAACCUGCAUUUCCACAACGCAGAGUGAAGCAUGUUUUCUUUGCAUGAGAACCCACCUCCAACCAGUCCUUCUCUCCUCUUGUUAAGCUUGAACAUACUCACUAAAAAACACACACACACACACACACACACACACACACACACACACACACACACACACACACACACACACACACACACACACACACACACACACACACACUUGAAAGCCACAUUCAAAUAGUUGCUGUAUUUCUUAGUCUUCCAUUCAAACAACAUGUUGGAGCCAGUUUGGACCAUAAAAGGGAAACAAAGCAUCUGCUUCCGUCCUCAUAAAACAUGACACACACUCACGAGUUCAGUCAUUCACAACAGCUGAUUUGGUAUCUUUAUGUUCAGUGACUAAUUUUGUCGAGAAUGAUGUUGUCAUUAGCAUUAUGACUGUUACUAUUAUUGUUGAAUGUUUUUGUUUUACUUUUUUUUUGUAAAUUGACAUUAAAACGUCCUGCUGGACAGAGACAUACACUUUGGAAAGUGGCCUUAAUUUUAUACAUGUGGGGACAGUGAACAGGGGAACGGGGCUAUGUAUGCUUGAAACUUGAUUGUUUUUUUUUUUUUUAAAUAUACAUUGACUCUAUCUCAAAUGAAAAUAAAUUGAAGAUUUAAGAAAAAAAUGACUCCUUUUUUUGUCAUUGUACUUGAACAGUUUUUAUUUUUUAAUUAUGGUGCUACAUUCCUAGUCAGGGGGUAAAAGUAGUUCAACGGUGACAAUAAUAGUAGUGAUUAUGAUUAUAAUGACAACUAUUUGGUUUUAACAAGACUGUGUGUACUUCCUCUUUUCCCUUUUUCUCUUACACGAAUAAAGUAAUUUUAAAAGGCUUUCUGUGCUUUAAUUUUCACUCAGUAAAUUUCCCUUUUUUAAACGCUUACUCAUAAUCCAGCUCUCACCUGGGCGCUCCAGCUGAAUCACUUGUGCCGAUCGCGUCUCUUUUCCAUCUGGUCUUCCCCACUCUCCCUGGACCUCCAGGUUUCUUGUUCCCCGACCGCACCACUGCAAUACUGGGGCUCAGGAACUGGCAGGAACUUUAACUGGGUUGGAAAAUGCCGAGCGGAUCCAAAUCUUAAGUAGAAACAGGGAUGAGGACGAUUGUAUAAACCUUGUUGCUGCACAGCAGAAAAAACAUAUCAAAACUAUACAAUUAGAGAUACAAAAAGAGAGAGAGAGUCUGUGUGUGUCCUUGCCUUUCCAUGCUUUUGGGGACCGUGCGUGGAAUGCAAGCACAAGAUAACGAGGACGCUGAAAAGACGGAGGACUUUGUUUUCUAUGUGACUUAACGUUUGAAUCCAGAGUUUAAAAAUCAGUCAAAAGUUUGUCUAUUUUUAAUAAAUCAGUGAUUAUAUAUAGAAAAUAAAAAAGACAGCAAUACA
Molecule: messenger RNA, 4104 nt
Organism: Xiphophorus maculatus (southern platyfish)
Lineage: Eukaryota; Metazoa; Chordata; Actinopteri; Cyprinodontiformes; Poeciliidae
Gene: mmp14b
Product: matrix metalloproteinase-14-like
Exons: 10
Coding region: 539-2389 (616 amino acids)
Biological process (GO): zymogen activation; skeletal system development; extracellular matrix organization
Cellular component (GO): extracellular matrix
Molecular function (GO): metalloendopeptidase activity; zinc ion binding
Source: RefSeq, a predicted model, not a curated record